CAAUCAAAGGGUAAAGGAAUCAAAUACUAGCGAGACGCGAAAACCAAAUUAAAAUCCGCCAAUCCCAACCACAUAUAUGUUUGAAACUAUAUAGGCCAAGGUUGUCAGGUAGCAGCUUCACACGUGAUUUCAACACAGGUGAGUUUAGAGAGGAUUCACCAGUAUCUAGAAAAGCAGAUAGAAGAAGCUCAGACACAUUACCUUGCUGUGGAGUCUUUAUUAUGUCUUAAAAGGCUUCAUGUCGCAUUGGAACGCCUGGGAAUCUGAUGAGAUGGAUGAGAGCGUCUCUGUUGUGAGGAGAUGGGAGGACUUGGACACUGAUAUUUUAGUCAAGAUAUUGCAGUCUUUUGACAUCUUCCAAUUAACUUCGGGCAUUGCUCACGUUUGUAGUUCAUGGCGUUUGGCCUGCUGCGAUCCUUUGCUCUGGAAAACACUCGACUUGUCUAUGUUGAAAUCUAAUUUCAUUAAAAUCCCUUUGGAGCCUUAUGUGUAUGUGGAUGGCCGAUCUGAUAAGACAUUGACUCGGGUGUUGAAGAUAUCCUUGAAUCUUAGCAAGGGAAACAUAACAUCAUUGAUAUUCCAUUUCAAUCUGUAUGUAAGCGACGAGCAGUUGACUUAUACUGCUGAAAGGUGCCCACGACUUAGAAGACUUGUUCUGCCAGCAUGGAACCGAAUAAAAAAGACUGGAAUAUGCAAGGCCAUACGCAUGUGGAGAGAUCUUGAAUCCUUGACAAUGCCUAGCAUAGCAAAUCCCCCUUAUCUUAUUGAGGAAAUUGCCAAUAAUUGUAGGAACUUCAGUGAACUCAAGGUCAUGGGCCCUUUUGACAUUUUCUUUGCCUCCACACUAGCUGCAUAUCUUCCAAAAUUAAAAGUUUUGAGCCUACGAUGUUCAAUGCUAAUUAAGGAUGCCUUGAUCCUAAUCUUGGAUGGUUUGCAAUGCCUAGAAGUGCUCAACAUAUCACAUUGCCUUUUGAUAGAAGCCCCCACACCCCCUGCCCCAAGACGAAUUAUUAGGGAGCUUGAUCAAACUAUCCUGGAGAAGGCAUCUCGGUUACGUGAAUUCUUAACUUGCAUGGAAGACUCCUGCAUUAUGUGCCAGAGGACAAAAAAUGAUGAAGGGCUCUUGCGGUGGUACAAGUAUGAGGAAGGUUUGUGGAAGGCAGAUGAGGUGAGUUCUCUUGCUCUUUGAUUGGAGGAUUCUGAGAUCAUAUUUUAGUGCCUAGAAGCUAUAGGACAUGCACCCUUUUCCUGAUUAUUGCUUUGCUUUAAUGAUAGAAAUAGAAUAAAACGAUGUUUGAAUGGAUGUAAUUAAAAAGCUCUCAUCAUUGUGGUGUUGUGGUGAUAAAGAAAACCUCCUCUCAAUGGCUGGUCAUGGAGAGGGUCUGAGGAUUUGCUGAUAAUCUGCUCCUUUUGCAGAGAUAUCAUUUGUAAUUGUGGUGAUAAUGUAUAUAUGGUAAAUUAUCCCUUUCUGUUGUUCCCAGGUCA
This is a messenger RNA of Hevea brasiliensis (rubber tree), 1485 nucleotides long. RefSeq names its product F-box/LRR-repeat protein At3g48880. The record is from RefSeq and is a predicted model, not a curated record. The transcript is spliced from 3 exons. NCBI's taxonomy places the organism in Eukaryota, Viridiplantae, Streptophyta, Magnoliopsida, Malpighiales, Euphorbiaceae. Gene Ontology annotation, molecular function: protein binding. Bases 239 to 1189 code for a protein of 316 amino acids.